Molecule: messenger RNA, 2391 nt
Organism: Stylophora pistillata
Lineage: Eukaryota; Metazoa; Cnidaria; Anthozoa; Scleractinia; Pocilloporidae
Product: cellular tumor antigen p53
Biological process (GO): apoptotic process; regulation of transcription by RNA polymerase II; protein tetramerization
Cellular component (GO): nucleus
Molecular function (GO): RNA polymerase II cis-regulatory region sequence-specific DNA binding; DNA-binding transcription factor activity, RNA polymerase II-specific
Source: RefSeq, a predicted model, not a curated record
CGCGUGGUUUGCUAUUUAAGAUGGUAGUGUUUUGGAUUGGUGAAGCAAUUUUGGAGUUUUGAAGUCUUAUCCCUGAAAACAGCUAACCCUGAUUGUGGUCAUUGUGUGAUCAGCCAUGUCGCAGCCAUCUUCCCAGGGCUCCAACUACUCUCUAGAGCCUUUACUGUCACAGGAAACAUUGGAACAUGUGUUCACAAAUGUCAAUUACAUGUUUCAGAAUCAGACAGAUUUGCAGAGCAUGCAAACUCAGAUUAACAUGGUACCCACAGUUAUUAAUGUGUCAGAUGAGAAUAUACAUGAGAGUGUUGAGAUGAAUCUGGAAAGCGUUGCUGUGCUGAGACCUGAGCAGGGAGAGCUGCUUCAACUUUUACAAGAGCAGCAGUUUCAAAAUCUACAACAACAACCAGGCUUCAAGCAGGAACCAUUAGACAACACAUCUCCUUUACCAUCCACCUUAGCUACACCACCACCCGAAGAGCCGAGUCCACAGCCGCUGAUAGUGUGCAACACUGACUUCCCUGGUCUGUACGGAUUCGGUUUGGGGUUUGAAGUGGAGAGGAGUCCUCCCACGAAAUCAGCUCAGUGGACAUACUCUCCUACUCUAGAAAAACUGUUCGUCAAGAUGAGGUGUAUUGUACCAAUUAGAGUAAAGCUAAGAGUUUUCCCUCCAGCCCAUGCAGGUUUUUACAUCAGGGUAGUGGUGAUUUACAGGCAACCGGAUCACUAUCGGGAAAUUGUCGAGCGAUGUCCUAACCACAGGACUAAACACAAAGAUGGCCAUCCAGCUCCAGAGCAUUUGCUGAGAUGUGAGAAUCCCAACACAAUUUAUGUCACAUGCCCUGAGACUGGUCGACAUAGUUUAAAGAUACCUUUGGAAACACCUCAAGCUGGAAGUGACUUUGUUACCAACAUGUUCCAGUUUAUGUGCUUCAGUUCAUGUCCCGGGGGUUUGAACCGACGCCCCAUCCUUGUGAUUUUCACUUUAGAGCAAAAUAAUAUUGUCGUUGGAAGGAAAGCUCAAAAUAUACGCAUAUGUGCAUGUCCCGGAAGAGACAGGACCAAUGAAGAGAUUGCUGAUGCAAAAAAGCAAUCAAGGAAUGCAGCUGUGUCUGCGAUAGACCCCCAGCCUCAACCAGUAAGCACUUCUAGCCCAAAUGUGACUCCACCCCCAACACCUCAGGCUUCCCCAGCACCUCAGACUUCUCCGCAAGAACCUUCAACUUCCACUGCUGCAGAUGACGCCAGUCAAAAUGUUCAAGUACCUAAACUAACUAAAAAGAGAUGUAAGUUUGGAGUUCCAUGUACAAUUCCAAAAGCUCAUGCUUCCAUGUCUACUGGAUUUGAGGUACGAUCUCUGUCUAUUGACAGAAACGCGAUGAAACGGCUCAGGAGAGAGGAAGAUGAGGAGAUCUUUACCAUCCAGGUAAGGGGCCAUGAAAAGUAUGAACUGCUGCUGAAAAUGAAAGAAGGUUUGGAUAUGAUGGACAUGGUACCACAGGCGCAGAUAGAUAACUAUAGAGCAAGCUGUCCCCCUUGUGGAAGACUGAAAACCUCAAGAAUGUUACAGAAUUCACGGAAUCUGCCUGACUCACAGAAUCCUCAAAAUUCAAGUUCAGAUUCGCAAAACUCCAUGGAGUCACAACCAGAUGACAUUGAAGGUACGCCACCUGUCACGCAGCUGUCACGAUCAGAUUCGGGGUCUUCUUAUCAAUCUCCUUCCUCAUCGCAGAAGAGUUCCGGAGGAGGGACGGGUUUCAAUGCUGUGAGGUUUACCCUCAGACGAACAGUGUCUCUGGACAAGAAAGGCUUUCAGCCAUGAAUUCAUACACAGUUGGAUCCAACUAUGAGGGAUAAAUGAACUACUGUUCUUAGGGAUGGCUGAAAAUUGAAAUCUGUUAACAUUUAACUACACAGGAGAUAUAUACCAGCAUAUAGAUGGCAUUGUUUAUUUUGCAGUCUUUGAAAUAAACUAGAUUUGUCAGUCAGGAAUAAUUUUUAGCUUGCAAAAAUUGAUGUAAAAAAAAUAAUAGAAAAUUGCAUGAUCAGGUGAUGACAAAGGCUGUACCUCUAGUUGUAAGUAACAUUUCUGAAUGUAGAAAAACAUUCAAACUGUCAUAUUCAUGUGGAAAACUUUGAGUUUACAUGCAAUGUGACUUGAAGUUUAUAGUGUGAUCUUUGUAAACCACAUACCCUCUUGUUUUGAGAAUAUUUUUCUCCCCAGUUGUUAACUGUGAAAAUCAUUUUGAUUAGAGGUUUGUAAGUGAUACCUAUCAUGUACAUUUUGGGCAUCUUAUUGGGUGCAGCUGCAUUUGUAAUAGAGGUUUUGCACAGCAGCCAUGUUGGAUGGCAGGAACAAUAGAUUAUUUUACCCAUGGGGAAAAAAAAUCUUUC